CCCCUCCCCUGAGACAUGUGUCCGCUUUUCUCCCGCCCACUUGAGGCUCUGGCCCCGCCCCCAGCCUCGCUCUGGAAACCACUGGUUAACUCUUCUAACUGCCAGAGAGGAGUUGGGGCCAUUGCUGGAAUUGGCAGAAGACUACUUCAUGCUCCCAAAGGCUCAGACUGCACUGUGACAGGGGCCAUGAGCCACUCUAGGACUUCAUCUUCUAAGGAGUAUGGCACACCCCCAUCCUCACCUAUUCCCUUUUAUCAGGAGACUAUUCCAGUAAAGCCUGUAGCCCGAGACUGGCAAUCAAAGCCAGAGCUGUGGGCUCCAGCUAUUUGUCAACAGCUCAAUGCCCAGCUGCAGCAACCUCUGGAACCAGGCAAGUCCCUAAUAGUGGGGCGCCUUCUAGCUGAACUUCAGAAUCUUCUGGCUGCUGUGCUGAAAGAUGGCAGUCCUGCAGCUUGGUACUACCUAUAUAAUGUGUUGGGCUCUCUGUCACCUUACCGGACCCUACUUUGUGACCACCUUGACCUACUACCUUUUUUGGAGCAGAUGUAUCAUUGGGCCCCCCAGAUCCAGAUCCAGUUUGGUCUGGAUUUUCUGGAGGUGCUGAAACAGGUCUUUCCACCAGAUACCUCUAUGAUGUUCUCAUCUACCCAUACUUGCUGCAGGCCCAAGAAGAAGCUUAAAUCAUUGAACUUUCAAGAUUUGGGCCCAUCAUGCCCUUUUGUUCAGGCUGAGCAAGAACAGAGGCAAGAACAGGAUGGAGAUAAAAAUUGGGUAUACCCUGUAACCCUCUCUGAGCUACAAUAUGCUCUAGGCAUCGUGGGAGUGGAUGUGGCCCAAGAUGAAGCCUUCUGGAUGCGUGGCCUUGGUCUUCUGCCUUUGGCCAUGGCCACAGACAUCCCUGUGAAUUAUAUCAGCAGUAAAGAAGAGUGCUACCGCCAUGGUGUUGGGGCUAGAAACAUAUCUCAGCUAUUAUCAUUAUCUUCUGCUGGAACAAGGGCGUCGAGCUCUUCCUACCCAACUCAGACUGCACAGCUAAAGAACCAGAUUAUUUCUAUGCUUUGGAGGAGCAAAUACCUAAUUCAGACCCACUUCAUCUACCUCAAUUUGGCUUCUACUAGGCAUUUCAGGCCAUACAGCCUGACAGUGGUGCCACAGUCUCAGGCAAACCCAGAGCACUACAUUUUUUCUCCUUUUGGAGUCCUGCACGUGCAUCCUGUGGAAGGCAGUGAGAUAAUAACAUUGGGUAUCUGGCACCGGCAUGCCAUGAUCUGGCAACAUCUCCAAGAAAUCCCCUUCUUCAAGCAUUUUCUUGUGAGGAGGGCCUUGAUUUGCUGGAGGAAGAAUGUUAAGUUGCAGGUCCUGGAGAAACGCCGGGCUUUCCUGGAGAACUACUUGUUCCAUGCGAUACCCCACUUUGGGGUUUGUCUGCUCCAUAUUAACAGGUUCUUACAGCAGUUACAGUCUGUUUCAUGGCUGCCCCAGGAGGAGAAUCUAUGCUACACACUUCCUGAGCUGCAGCGGGCCUUGGCCAAGAAGAAUAGAGGGGCUUUGCAGGUUUUGCGACGUUGUCUCCGCCUCUCUGCAGCUGUUCUCCAGCUGGUGCAUGAAGACACAUAUCGGAUGCGUCAGGGCCUGCAGGAGCGAGUGGAGAGCAUCUUUGAAUAUAGUGCAGCAAAGGGCUCCAUGUACCGAAAGUGGUUUCAUCGACAGCAGCUACUACAGAAACUGAACCGAGCUGAGCUGUGGUGGCAACUUUUGGGACGCCUUGCCUGCCUUGUUGACUAUAUGACUUGCCAGAAUCUUGUCUCUAUUUUGGAGAACGAGUUGGUCACCUUUGUUACUUGUGUUCUACAGGCUCCAAGAAAGGUUGCCUUUCUGUCAGGAAACGUGGCCUUUGGUGAAGAUGGAAAGCUGCUCGUGAUGCCAAGUGCUGAGCAGAUGGCCCAGAGCUUAUCUGGGUGGUUGAAUGCUGUGGUGACCUCAGCCCUAGAGGUUAUGAAGCCUACAGAGUUCCAAACCUCUCUACUCCCCUCCCAAGCCACUUCAGAUAAGUCUCAGAGAGAAAGCAGAUCAAAUAGUACAUCUGCGCCUAUAGAGGACGAGGAUGAAGAUGAAAUACUUCCAGCAUUUAUUUCCUUGGCAUUCCGGUCCCAACCUAAUGAAGCUGUCAGAAUAUUUUGUGGCCCUGAGACAGAGAUGGUGCGUUCAAGGCGGUCUGACCCUAGUGCUGGGCCUCUUGAGGUGUAUGGGCAUCGAAUAAGAUCCCAGUAUGCCCCUCCUAGCCGAAUUCAGCUACAGAAUGAUUUGAACACUAACCAUGGAAUCCAAACGGCCUUAACUAUCCAGCAAGCAUUAUUAGAGGAUAUGUUAUUGGAAGCAAACAUGUUCUGCAAUGAUCACAAAUGGCUUAGGGGCAUCCACCAAUUUGUGAAGAAUUGGGGACCCCAGAAGUUGGAGCCCAUGCGGGGCUGGACUGCUGCAAAAUAUAUGGAGCUCCUUACCAAGCUGGAUUCCUGGCAGAGCCAAUUGAAAGGGGUACCUACCAUGUUACUCACCAAAAAUAUGCUACUGCAUCUCAACUUUAAUUGUGUACAGACAGACCUUGUGUCACACUUGGCUGAUGUCAAGAUGGACAUCUUGGCUCAGGUGAACAAUGAGAGGUACACUCAAAAUCAAGAACUCAUGAAAAUUCUCUCAGAGUAUGUCCAAGUUCUCCAAAACAUCAGUGCUAACAUCCGGACCAUCGCCAAGUAUUCCCAAAAGCUGGCGGAGGCCAAUGAAAAGAGUGCAGACCUGGAGGAACGAAUAGACUACGUACGUGGUCUCAAUGACCUUGUCCGAACCAACUUUGGCAAAUUAACCCUUGAGGAUGAGAGACUGGAGAUUGCGCUCAUAGAUAUGUGGGAGACCUUCACCUUUGAGAAACUCCAGGCCUCUGAGUUCCUACUCAGCAAGAAGAGCACCUUCGUGCCCCAGCUUCAGGAAAUGAUAGCAGCUGCCCUGCAAGAGAUGGAAAACCUGAGCAUACAGGCUGUCACAGGAGUCUUCAUGGACCCCACCCAGGAGCAACGCAGUAUUGAGCGCCAGCUUAUCCGCAUGGAGCGUACAUAUCUCUCCAUUUCUGCCCGCCUCGCUGAGCUGCACCAUGCCUAUGUCAUCCUAAGUGAGGACCGGAAGCCAAUACCAACACCUCAAAAAGGAACCGAACCUAUUUUACUGCAACAACGUAUCUGGCGUCUCUUUAGUGUGUCCAGUGAACAAAUUAGUGAAUGGAAGUGUCUGGCUUUUUCUAAGUUCAGCACCUCUUUUGCAUGGGAUAAAACAGAUCACUGGUUGACAGAGGCAGCCAAACUAAGCAGGUUAUUCAGUCAGCCUAAUCCUGUGAUACAAGCCUGUAUGCACAAGCUGGAGGGAUUUCGGAGCUAUUUACCAGUGCUGUCUAUGCUAAACAGCCCCCAUAUGAAAGUCAGUGGCUGGCAUGCCAUUUUUCGAGCCAUGGGUAUAAAUUGUCCUGAACACAUUGAAUUCCUAACCUUGGGCCAGCUGCUUUCCUACCCCCUGCUAGAACACCGAGACCGAAUCCAUCAGAUCUGGAUGAGUGAGAAUGAGCGCUGCCAGUAUCAAGAGACUCUGCAGCAGCUACAGCAGACUUGGGAGGACCGACAGCUCCGCCUUCUCAACUUUAUGCUUUGUGUGCCCUACGAGCCCCCUGUCUUAGAGCGCAAGCGACGAUCCAAGGCCCGCAGCCAAAGCCAAUGCCAAUGCCAAAAACAGCAAACGGAGUUGGUGGCCAAAGACAGUGGUACCUAUAUCCUGUCUGAUAACGAUAGCCUACAGGAUGGAAUUAAAGAAAAUCUGCAAAUGCUGCUCAAAAUCUUGAACUCCCCUUAUGCUGGAGAUAUUCAGGAAAAAGCUAAGGAAUGGGUGACCAUCUUUCAGGGCCUACAUACCUUAAUGGAGGUUUGGGUGGUUUUCCAACAGAAGUGGAUUUUUCUGAAUAAAAUUAUCUAUGAGAUGAAGAUCCACUUCCCUACCCCAGAGCUGAGUGAAAGGUUCAAAGUGGUAGAUGCUCAAUACCGAGAACUCAUGAGGGUAUCUAUAGAUGAUCCUCUGGUGCUCUCUCUUAUGGUGCCUAGAAGUUCACGAAAUCCCAAAUUUCAAGACCAACAGCUGCAGAAGCUUCUGGAGGCAAGCAACUUGGAACUUGAGUGCAUCAUUACAGCCCUAGACACAGUGCUCUAUGGGGUCCGCUCUCGCUUCCCUCGCCUCUUUUUCCUCAGCGACAGGGAGCUGGUGGCCCUGAUGUCAGCCCCCCCAGAGGCAACUGAGGCCCAGCUGUGGGCCCACCGCUGCUUCACCAAUGUGAUGAAUGUGAUGUUUGGGCCAUGCAACUUCCAGUCAAGAAGCAGUGCCGUGGCCAUCAAAGAAGAGGCACAUUCCAUCGUAGGCAGAUAUGGAGAGGUAUUGACCCUGCGUUCCCCCCUGCCCCUACAACAUGAUAUCCCCAAGUGGUUAACCUGCCUUGAACAUUGGUUACGUGCGGUCUUAGUACAUGGGCUGCCAGAUUGUGUGGCUGCUCGCCUGGCCCUCCAUCAUUCCUUGGACCAUGUUUUCGAGCACCCACCAGAACCUGGACAGCACUCCCUCCAUCAGCAUGCCCGUCAUUGGCUAGAGUUGGCCCAGAACUUUCCAGUCCAGUGCGUGCUGGUGGCUGAGGAGAUAGCCUGGAAGACUCAGGUGGAGGAGACAUUACUGAAUCAAAAGGUCCACCUUCUUGGCCUCAUGCAGCUCCGUAGGCUGGAAGCCCUGGCCCACUUUGCUAGGGACCAACGGAGUCUCCAACUUGGGCAACACUCUUUCUCUCCUCGACAGUCCCUUCUGCUGAGCCUCUUGCUUACUGGGGCUGUAGCACACCGGGAUACAGCAUUUCUUCUGCAGCAGUACCAGGUCAGUGAGCUUGAAGACUUCCACUGGGCCCGUCAGUUCAAGUACCACUUGGGCCCUCGAAAAAGCAACAAAAACACAUGUUCUCUCAAAGAGUCCCCCCAAACUUGUUCAACGUCCUCACCCCAAAAGUGCAAGCCCAACUGUUGGGUGGAAGUGCUGGGGCAGCCCUUCCUAUAUAGCUAUGAGUACCUGGGCCCUGGCCAGAGGAGAGUGGUCAACCUGCUGCAUGAGCGGCCAGCCCUGGGUCUGUUGUUGGCCCUGAAGGAUGUGGCGUGUGGGGCCCUACUUGGACCCAUUGGUAUGGGCAAGAGUGACUUCAUUGCCAGGCUGGCCUAUGCCUUGGGCCGCCAACUGGUGACACUACCCUGUGUCAUGCACAUCGAGGCCCGCUGCUUAGGUCACUAUCUGAACGGAGCCCUGCAGAGUGGGGCCUGGCUCCUGCUGCAAGCUGUAAGUUCCCUGCCAACGGGCCUGCUCUCUGCUCUGGGCCAGCGCUUGAAUAAUCUGCGUAGUCUCUAUCAGCCUCUGCUACAGGGAGCUCCAGAAAUUCCAGAGAUGGAUCCAAUGCAGCUUCACAUCCUAGGCAGCAGCUUCUUUGAAAAUCAUCGAGUUCAUGUGCGCUUUGGCUACGGCUGUAUCUUAACACUUGACCGCCAGCAUUCCACAUUACCCCCCAACCUGCACAGCUUGCUUCGCCCUAUAGCCAUGGCAGCGCCAGAUCUACGGCAGCUGUCUGAAAUGACCCUGGUGGGAGCUGGGCUCCGGGAUGGUGGGCGCCUGGCAUCUCGUCUGGCCACGUUCUUCUCCUUGGAGAAGGAGCUAGAGCCUGGACUGCGAUACAGCCGCCUGCCCCUCCUCAGACAGGUGCUUGAAACGACCCUACAAUUCUUAGAAAGCUCCAAGGACCAGCUGGGCCCCCCGCUUCCCCGAACCCUCGGGGCUACAGAGGAGGCUGCUCUCCUGCUGGCCCUGCUCCACUGUCCAUUGUUCAGUGGUCCCGAGCGCCCCCGCCUCCACAUGCUGCGCCAGCUGCUCUCUGACAUCUUCCCAGGCGCAGGAAACAUCCUGGCCACUCCAUGGACCACAACUCCUCCCAAACUGCCAGAUCACUUAGUGCAGAUUGGCCUGCAUGUUACUCCAGAUUUCCUGAGCUCUCUGGAACAGUUGAGCCAGGCCUUGAAGGAGGUGCCUGGGAUCCUGCUCAUGGGUCCACCUGGCAGUGGUAAGAGCACCUGCUGGCAAAGCCUGGUUAAGGUCCAGAACCAGCUGGUGUCUAUGGGCAAAGCCUAUAAAAGCAGUAAGCCUGUGCAUACCACCUCCAUAUACCCCAGCAGCCUCAGCCCAGAAGAAUUCCUGGGCUGGUAUGAGGAACACUGUUGGAACCACGGGGUCUUUGCCCAGCAGUUGUUGGCUAGCGUAAGUCAACGUGAGAGAGACCCACAGGGAGUUGAGCAUUGGCUGGUCUGUGAUGGAGUGCCUAACUCUGCCUGGCUGGAUCCCCUUGCCUCCUUGCUGGGUGAUGUUGCUAAGCUUAGCCUGCCCAAUGGCCAACAAAUACCUCGGCUACCAGAAAUCCGACUCUUACUAGAGGUGGUAAAUACAGCUGGGAUGUCCCCCGUCAUAGUGGGAAGCUGUGCCCUGGUAUGGUGUGGGGGACAGCAGACAUGGCAAGCUAAGCUUGCCAAUCUAAUGACAAUGCUGCCCCAAGAGUACCAUCUGCUCCCCCAAACUAUGACUGAGUUGCACCAUCUCUCAGAAAGCCUGGUGCCCACCAUGCUUCGCUUCCUAAACCGCCAGGGUGCCACCUCUGUGCUCCACAUUCAUGGACAGCCGACAGCCAGUCCAGGGGUGACAGAGAUCACCACCAUGACCUACCUCCUUCGAGGGCUGCUUAACCCCUACCUGCAUUAUAGAGAAGAGGAGCAAUCAAAUGAGGACUUGAACGCUUUGAACACAAUUGUCCAAGACUCUGAGGAUAUUCAGGGCAGCAUAUCUUCUGAGGAAUUCCAGCAGGAUGUGGAGGGAGAGAGACAAUAUCGAAACCAUUUGCUGACUAUCAAUAGCUUCCUCUUGGCCUUCAUAUGGGGCUUUGGAUCCCACCUUCCAUCCAGGUUUUGGCCUACCUAUGACAACUUUAUCAGGGGAAUUUUGAAGCACUACCCCAGCUAUCCGGAGCUGCCCACCUCAGCCUCUGUGUUUGACUUACAACUUUGCCCUAAGGAUGGAACCUUAGUCCCCUUCACAGGCUUCUACUUGAGCAACCGGAUCAAGGGAGCUUUGGGGAUCUUCAACCCCUCACCCCAGGCAGAGCGAACACUGUAUGUGAUGGAUCUGCUCUUGAAUACGGGGCACCCUGUGUUGCUGACUGGAGAAGUUGGCUCUGGAAAGUCUACCUUUGUGGAAGUGCUAGUGGAGCCCAACCACUCGUGUGUGCACAUCCCGAUCCACCUGGCUCUCACUACAACCCAACUACGGAAACUUCUGAGUCAAGAGAUCCAGAGCCAGAACUGGCCAGGGAAACUCCUCCUCACUAAGAACUCAUCCCUUUUUCUGCUGGAGGACCUGCAUAUGGCAGCAGCUGAUGGCCCGCGGAGAUGUCAGCCUGUACUGGAGACACUGCGGCAGCUCAUCAGUCACAAAACACUGUAUGUCAAUAACACGCUGGAGCUGCAGGCCAUUUCCACCACUUUCAACUGGCUGGCCACAGCCACAGCGCCCAGCUGCUCGGAGCUCCCUCUGUGCUCACGCUUCACCCGGCUCUUCACGGUGCUGUUGCUAGGCAAUGUAAACCGGGCCACCCUUCUGGCCAGGCAUAGCCCAGGGAUCCAGGCCUGGCUGGAGCGCUUCCCAUCUGUGGAGAGGGAGGACUUAAUGGCCAGGGCGCUGAUCAACGCCACAGUGGAUGCCUGGGAGAAGAUGCAGAUCCACUUCCCCCCAUCUCCCUGUCACCCUCACUACCACUUCUCCUCCCAUAUGAUCGAACAUCUGUUCAGCAGUCUGCAGCGGCUGCACAUUCGACCUGCCUUAUGCCUUCCAGGGGCAGAGCAGCGGCUAGAGCAGCUGCGGUGCAUGUCAGGCCUCCGGGGUUCACACUUGACUACUCUGGUGGCCAUCAGGAGCAUCGUCCACCUCUGGCUGCACGAGGCCCAACGCACCUUCUCUGACCGCCUCGUUACAGCCAAUGAGCAGGAACUCUGUGUCCAGAUGCUGUUGGCUGUGGCAACCAAUGUUUUUGGUAAGGUCGAUGGUUCCAAGACCCUGUGGGAACCUGGGGAGCUCAAAAAGGAAGAUGAAAAGGAAGUGCCUGAGGUAGAAUCGGAGGGGGAGCUGGCCCAGUGGGAAGACCACAGUAGCAGUGAGAGUGAAGAUGAAGGUAAACCAGAGACUAGAGACCUACUGGCCUUGACUGAGACUUGGUCUCUUUUGGGCCCUGGCCCUAAAUUCAUGGGCUUGUCACCCUGGUCAGCUAGUGUUACUGAUAUUUCUUCCUCACGCUUUUCUUUGAGUCAGGAUUCUGUAAAGCCAGAGAAAAGGGCAAAGUUCCGGUGGCAGAAAAUCACUAACCCAAACUUAUCAGGUCCACUGUUGCUACCUGCCCUGAUGCUACUGCCCCAGGAACGAGCCAAUGAGCUGCUCUUCUCACAGGAACUGGCACUGAAGCGCUCUGCUGAGGUGUCUAGACCUUACCUGGAGCAAACCUGGGAUCUCUUAGAGAAGCAGUUGUCAGCUGUGCUCCCACAGUUAGGUCCAGGCCCCCGCCUAUCCUUGUGUCGCCCCUUUACUCAGCAUGUGGUUCGCCUGGCCAGGGUGUUGGCUGGUCCACGACAACAUGGGCUCCUGCUAUCAGGUGUCAAGGGGACAGGGCGACGAACUGCCCUAAGGUUAGCUGCCCAACUAAGUCAAGUUCGCCUCUUUGAGAUGCCCCUAGAACCUGAGACGUCUGUCCUGCAGUGCAUUAAGGAUGCCAGCUGGCAUAUAGGAUUCCUUAGCCAGCCAGCAGCCCUGAUGGUGCCAGAGGGGGCAGGUUCUUCCAUUUUGAACCGCCUACUAGUUAUCGCAAAAUGUGGGUGCUUCCCUGGCCAGUAUUCAGAGGAGGAGCUGAACACCAUUGUAGAGCAGCUGCCAUCGGACAAUACGGCUGUCAAGAUGAGUUCCAAGAAGGAGGCGGUGCUGCACAGGUUCCGCCAGCUGGUGUGCAACAACCUCCACCUAUUCAUCCUGAUGUCUGAUGGUUCUGGGCCUCCCCAGAUCCGCCCCACUGCCUUCCUGGCUCUCCUUGAUCUUACUUGCACCAGCAUUGACUACUAUGAGCCCUGGAAUAAGAAUGCCCUGAUCAGCUUGGCCCAGAAUUACCUAGAGGAUUUCCUUAAGAGAGACAUGGGCUCUAACCACCCAAGGCUUCCAGCUUUACAGACCUCUGUUGCCAAUAUGGGCAAAGUGAUGGCUUUGAUCCACCUGUCAGCCACCAAAUACUGUCAUCUCCUCUGUCCACUGCUGCCCUUAGCCACUCCCAAGACUUUCCUGGACUUUUUAGAUACCUUCUUGCUGCUGUACUUCCACAUAUCAAAUUGCAUCUGCAAGAAGAUUCAACGGAUUCAGUUAGCUCUUGAGAGACUGACCAUGGUGAUCGAACACAACAAUGCCCAUAACCGCUUGGUGGGCAUCCUGGAGACUGAGCUUCAAGACGCUCAUGAGGACCUCUUCAACUGCCAGCAGCAGCUCGAGGCUGAUCGGAUGCAAUACAUUCAGUACCUGCUGGAUUGUCAGCAACAGCAAGGACUCAUUGCCAAUCUUACCAAACAGAGAGACUUGCUGCAAAACCAGGAGGACUCAAUCACUGAACAGAUGGACCAGGCUUUCCUGAGGCCCCUCGCCCAACUUAAGGUGACCGACAUGGAUGAGCUGCGCAGUUACCGAGUUCCUCCCGCUUCUGUGGUGAUGGUGACUGAUGCCCUCUGUCUCCUGUUCCACCAACCUCCAGGAUGGGAGAGUGCCAGGCAGCUGCUAGGCAGAGAUGGCUUUUUCGAGGAACUUGUAUUCUUCGACAAAUCUAAGGUGGGAAAAGCUGACCUACAGAGCCUGAAACAGAUGCUGGAAGCUCCAGGCAUGAAUGACAAGGCCUUGCAGCUCGUGAGCCAGGCUGCAGCAGGGCUAGCUUCCUGGCUUCGGGCUGUAUUGUGCUUUGGAAUGGCGCGGCAGAAAGGGAUCCCAGCAUCAGCCUUGUUGAGACAGGUGGAGAACAUACUGAUGAACGAAGAGAUCCGCAUGGGCCGGAGCCAAAUGCUGGCGCAGGAGCUGAUCCAUCAAAACCAGAUCCUGACUCUGCAGGUCGAACAGUGUCGGCUCUCCCACAACCUGUUGGCCGAACGGCUCUCCAGGGCCAUUCAGGGCCUGGAGUCCAGGGAGCAGGUGAAGGCUGCUCUCAUCACCCCCAUGAAUAUCUGGUCUAACCUUAUUCAGGAUCUGAAAAGAGACUAUCAGACAGUAUCUGGAGAUGCCCUCCUUUCUGCAGCUGCCAUCAACUAUCUGGGCCCUUUCCCCCCUGCAAGGCGCCAGGAAAUCCUCAAAAAAUGGCUAGCACUGUGUGCAGGUCACAAGGUCCAUCUGGACCCAGAUGAUGUGGCUUUAGAGCUGGUCCAAGAACAGGUCCUACCAAGAAACUUAGAAGACUUCCUAAUACCCACCCGAGUACCCUUUGACCUUUUGUCAGUGCUGAGCUCCCAGCCUGAGCAGCACCAGUGGGAUCGGGAGCUGAAGCCCCACGCCGUGUCUGCCCGCUUCGCUGCCCUCCUCCUCCGAAACCCCAGCCACAGGUUUGCUCGAAGAUGGCCCCUGAUCAUUGAUCCUGAGGACCAUGCCUCUCUCUGGCUGCUGAAUAAUAGCCAGCAAGAGAACGAAGAUAUCCUGGAAAUUGCCCAGUUUCUGAACAGAUUUCAAAGAGGGAACACCACUGAAAAAGACACAAACAAGAAGGAAGAAUUAAAGAAGGACAAGGAGGAACAAAACGAGGAUGCAGCCACUCAAAAAUCAUCUGAUUCUGUAACUCGGUUCAAAAUACUUUCAGCCAGUGACUCCAGUCUGGGAAAGGAACUACUAGAAGCAGCUGCCAAGGGUCUGUCAGUGCUGUUAAGUAAUGUGGAGCUGGCUCUGGACUGUUCUGAGUUGCAGUGGCUCCUUCAGAGGGAGCAUCUGUGCCUCCCUGCAGUGCACCCCAACUUCUGCCUGUACCUGAGCACCAAUUUGCCCCUUGACACUUUAGCAACAGGUCUGAACUCGGAGACAUUGAAGAAUGUGAAUAUAAUAGAUCUACAUGUGAUUCCGGAGUUGAUAGAGGAACAGCUUUUCCAGGAGAUCGUGAGAACUGAAAGACCAGAAUUGGAGUCAAGAUGGAACAACAUGGAGAUCAACAUACUGGACGCUUAUGAUGACAUUGAGACAGCCCAGGAAAAGCUGCUGGGGCUCGUGUUAGACACAGAAGCAGAGCAACUAGGCCGAGUCCAUUUUCUGCGGGACGUAUUGUGCUACCAGGCAGAGAUAUAUCAGCGCAAGGCUGGCCUAGAAGAUCUAAAGGAAGUAAGGUACCAAGAGUGUGAGCUUCAGAUCCAUUACCAGAACAUGGCCCACCUGGGCCUCACCAUGUCCCAGUCCAUGUCCCCUUUGCGGCAUCUACACCCUCUCUACCCCAUAGCCUUGGAAAAUUGUCUGAAUGUGACACGCCGUACUCUAGGCAACACUGACUACCAGCUCACAUUGCAGCAUGGUGAAGACCUGGACAGCCACCUUCAGGAGCUGGGAAUCCGGCUAGGACGCCGGCUGCUGAUCAGUACCCUGAACUCCUUGCAGCCCCAUCAUGCACCGCUAGUAGGGGUGUUUGGUGGCUUGGCCCUACUGCAGCUAGCUGGGCAGGCACCUGCCCUGGAGAGGCUGGCAUUCUGUCCAGGACUAGCAGCCUCCCCAGGGGUGAAAAAGAAUGUUCCACCCUUGGAUGCCACCUGCCCUUCCUGGCUGGAACCCAAAGCCUGGCAGGAGUGUGGAUUGCUGGAGCUACUGCCCCCCUUUGAAGGUCUGCGGACUUCCCUGGUUGACCACUCAGUUGCCUGGCAGGAGUACCUGAAAUUGCCCUCUACAGUGUUGGGUCAAACACCAGGCCCUGGUACCACUCCUCUGAACUUACUUCAGAAGCUGGUGCUCUGGCGGGUACUACGACCAGAACAGCUAUCGAGGACCUUGGCUGACUUUACCACCUGCCUUCUGGGGCGUUCUUUAGCUGAGGAUCAGGAUCUAUCAAGCAACCCCUAUAGGCUUAGUCGUCCUACCCGGCCCCUGCUUGUGCUGAUGCCCCCACCAGACCACUUCACUGCCACUGUCCACCCUUUAUCCUUCAUCUGGAGCCUGGCAAAUCAACAGGAGCAGGAGCAUCUGCAGGUCAUUGGACUGGGUUCCUUUCUAUGGGACCCUGCUCAGUCUGUGAUCACAUCCCUGAAUCAAGCCAUGCGAAAGGGCCACUGGUUAGUGUUGGACAACUGCCAUUUGAUGUCUUCUUGGCCACCUGCGAUCCUGGAGACUUUGAUGGGGAUGAUAGAGGGGGCUCAUGUGAUAUCAGAAGUUCUGCCACUGCCCCCGCACCUCUCCAUGUCCAAGCAAAAUCUAGUUGUGCAUAAGAAGUUCCGGCUAUGGCUUAUCUCCUCAGCUAAUGCAGUUGACUCCCUUCCAGUGGUGAUAGUGCAGAACUCAGUUCCUAUAUUCUGGGAGAAGUCACUGGAACUGAGCCAAAUCCUGAUAUACAGCCUAUAUGAAAACAGGAAGAUCCAGGCUAAUAUGGAAAAUUAUAAACCCUCGGUGUCCCUAACUCUGGCUCUGCCAGUGAUAUUCCUGCACAGCCUUCUGUUGCACCGCCAGCUCUAUGGGCCCUGGCUUCAGGCCAGGUAUGGCAGAUGGAAUCAGAUAACCCUGGAAACGACACUAAAAACACAGGAAUGGAUAUGGAAGAAAUUCAGCAAUCCCUGGGUGGCCUUGCAAGAGCUGACUGGAAACAUUUUUUAUGGAGGGUAUGUGGCUGAUCCCGAAGACCAGGCUGCCCUAAUCAGUAUUGUCCAGGCUUGUUUGGACCCUUACAAUGAGCCAAGGCCCAACAGUUUUACCCCACAGAAUCUGCUAGCUACCCUCCAACCAUCUCCAGGGCUGCUGGAGUUGGAUGCAAUAGCAGAGACAGAGACCCAAGCACACCUGAUAACUACACUAUUUGAACCUCGCAACAGUGGACUAACUGAAGGGCCCCAGGCUUGGCUAGCUCAGAAACAGAGUCAGUCCCUUUGGGCUUCUCUGCAGCAGGCCCAAGAUCUCUGGGGACCCUUAAGACUGCCCAGUGCCCAGGCCCAGGCCCUUUGUCAGGUAGAGUAUCGACUGAAGCAUCGAGUGUCCCAGGCCAUCCGGAGGCUCAAAGCAUUGCAGGCCAUGCUGGCUUUGAGCUCUCAUUGCAAGACUCCAGGUUGGAACUCUUCUAAAGGGCUGCAGACGGUGGAAGGCUUCUUGGAGGAGGAGGGCACAACCCUGGGUUUGCUGUUGCUAGAGCUGCAUAGUGACCUUUGCUGCCUGCAAAGGCGGCUGGCAGGGGGCCUUCCUUGUUCCUCCCUCCGAUGUGAAAAAGUGGCCGUGGCUCUUUGGGCUGGCCGGUUCCCUCCACCCUGGAGACGGCACUCAUCCACUGGGCCCCAGCCACCCUGGCUCUGGCUGCAUCAGCUAUGGUGCAAGGGCCAGUUGCUAACCAGAUACCUAAGUCUAUGUGGACAGUUAGGAGGUGUGGGGCUUGACCAGUACAGUCGCUCCUUUCACCUGUCGGCUUUCCAUCACCCCAGAGGGUUACUGCUGGCCAUUCGCUGGGAGGCCAGCCAGAACUGGACCUGCCCCUUCAUUACUGGAAAUCUAAGUGCACAUGCCAUCUCUGGCCCUCGCCAACCUCCUGUCUGCCCAGCCACCAUCCCUGGUGUCUACCCUCGUUUCCAGUUGCGCCCCAGUUACAUCUCCCCCUCACAUAACCCAUCCCCUAGCCAAGGCUCUACCAGCGCAGGCCCCCAACUUAGUACUGGACCCGGACCCAGCCCCAGUGCAGGCCCCCAACUCAGUCCUAGACCCAGCACAGGCCUUGGAUCCUGGCCCAGCACAAGUCUCCAACCCACUCCUGGACACAGCCGCAGCCCCAGUGCAAGCCCCCAACUCAGGGCUGGUCCCACAGUGACCCCAGAAUCAGCCUUGCACCCAGGCCCCUGGAGGGGGUCUCAACCCAGUCCUGGCCCUGGCCCCAGUGGAGGUCCUGCCCCCGAUCCCGGUGGUGGCUCUGCCCCCGACCCCAGUGGUGGCUCUGCCUCUGAUCCCAGUGGUGGCCCUACGCUCAGUCCUAGCAGUUCUUCCAUAUACGGUCACUGCUUCUAUAGGCGCCUGGGCCUUAGUCGCAGUUUUGGUGGGAGUACCACCCUGGGGCUUGGCUUGGGCCAUUUCCCUUCCUCCAGCUUCAGCACCGGCCAGGCUCGACAAGGGAUUGAAGCAAUCAGCCUUCACUUUCAGGUGGAAUGUGGACCGCAGCCCAUAGCUCCUGAGGGCGGCCUUCUAAUAACAGACCUGCUGGUUCACCACGCUGAAUGGGACCCCAAGGACAAAGCCCUGCAAGAUGGCCACUCCGGCAAGCCCAGCCCUCUGCCCCCUGUCAGUGUCUGGCCCCAGUAUAAACAUGAUCCCAUAUUGCUGUCCUCUUCUCUGCCUCUCUACCUCUGUCCUGUCUACUUAGGGGGGGUCCUGGGCUCUUCCCGGCUAGACAGACACCACCUCCUGCUCCACCUGCCCUUGCCCACCAAACUGUCUCCUGCCACCUGUGCCCAGCGCAGGGUGUACGCAUGCAGUCCUGCACUGCGCUGAGCCAACAUCUGGAAUAAAGGCAGCUGAAGCCA
Molecule: messenger RNA, 14888 nt
Organism: Monodelphis domestica (gray short-tailed opossum)
Lineage: Eukaryota; Metazoa; Chordata; Mammalia; Didelphimorphia; Didelphidae
Gene: DNHD1
Product: dynein heavy chain domain 1
Biological process (GO): flagellated sperm motility
Cellular component (GO): sperm flagellum; inner dynein arm
Molecular function (GO): minus-end-directed microtubule motor activity; dynein light intermediate chain binding; ATP binding
Source: RefSeq, a predicted model, not a curated record